Molecule: messenger RNA, 849 nt
Organism: Neoarthrinium moseri
Lineage: Eukaryota; Fungi; Ascomycota; Sordariomycetes; Amphisphaeriales; Apiosporaceae
Exons: 4
Coding region: 1-849 (282 amino acids)
Biological process (GO): proteolysis
Molecular function (GO): deNEDDylase activity; cysteine-type peptidase activity
Source: RefSeq, a predicted model, not a curated record
AUGUUGGACGCCCCCAAAUUUCACCGACGAGGCCGUCGUACUGACACUCGGAAGUCUACCGCCAUGCCGUUUCCUGUCUCCUUCGCCCUCGCCCACCCAGCCUUACCUCUCAUGCAAGUUGUCCUCGCUCCCGCGACGCGCAAGGCUGCCUCCGUACUAACUAAACCUUCCAACCCUCUAGAUCAUGACGUUUGCCUGACAUUUGAGGACGUCAAGGCUCUCAAGAAUGACUGGCUUACCGACAACAACAUUGCCUUUUGGGAGGAGUUCCUGGAGCACGAGGUGCUCACCAAGUACCCACAAGCCCGCAUUGUGCUUCUCAGACCAUCCAUGGCCUUCCUCCUGAUGAAGAACAAAGACACCGACAGUGUACGGUCUGCCCUACCCGACUUCCGUGGCAUCACGCACAUUUUCCUGCCCAUCAACGACAACCGCAACGUCUCCGUGGCCGAGGGUGGCUCACAUUGGUCGCUUCUACUUGUCAGCAUCAUUGAUGGGGUGGCCUUUCAUUACGACUCGCUGGAAGGCGCCAACAACGAUGAGGGCUGGGACUGCUGCAAGAGGCUGUCCAGUGUCCUCGGGAGGCCUCUUCGCUUCCACUACCUGCAAGAUUGUCCCCAGCAGGAAAAUGGCAGCGAUUGUGGCGUCUUCGUGUGUAUUCUCAUGCGGCAUCUUCUGGUCAAGCGACUUCUUGCCGUAAAUGCCGGCGAGAAGAUUUCCAUGAGCAUGGCGCACAAGGCCAUAGAUGCCAUUGGCGCACGGAAGGAAAUGCUCAAGAUCAUCGAGACGCUUCGCAAAGAAGGCGAACGGCGCUCACCCGCCAGCAACACCCCGCCGCGCAUCGACUAA